AUGGUCUGGGGCUGCAGCCUGCUUGUCAUCACCGCGUCCCUCGCCGGUGCCUCGCUCACGCUGGCCGAGAUGGUCUUCCGUUGCCCGGCUUGCACCGCGGAGCACCAAGCUCUCUGCCCGCUGCUCAGCGAGCCUUGCGCGGAGAUCGUCCGCGAGCCGGGUUGCGGGUGCUGCCCAGUGUGUGCCCGGCAGGAGGGCGAGACGUGCGGCGUGUAUACCCCGAGGUGUGCCGCUGGCUUGCGAUGCUACCCGACGCCCGAUUCGGACCUUCCGCUGGAACAACUGAUGCUGGGCCAGGGCCUGUGCCGGCACACGGUUGACUCCGACACCACCAGCCAAGAGCCCCGGGAGCAGACCAGCGGUGAAGCCAUAGAACUGCUGUCCGAGUCAGGCCUGAGUGAUGUCCGCAUUCCUAAUAAGGACACCACCUGGAUAGGACCAAAGGAGAAUGCUGUGCGACAACAUCGUCAAGAUAUUUUGACAAAAAUGAAGAGCAACAAGGUGGAAGAACUAAAACCUACGCGACCAAAACAGACACCAUGUCAGCAGGAGCUGGACCAGGUGCUGGAAAGGAUCUCCAAGAUGCCCUUCAGAGAUAAUCGUGGUCCUCUGGAGGACCUUUAUGCCCUGCACAUCCCCAACUGCGACAGGAGGGGGCAGUAUAAUCUCAAACAGUGCAAGAUGUCGCUUUAUGGUCAGAGGGGUGAGUGCUGGUGUGUAAGCCCUUACACCGGCAGACCCAUUCCAGCAGCCCCGACUGUGCGGGGCAAUCCCAACUGCAGCCAGUACCUUCCAGAGCUGGAGCUGGAACUAGAGAUGGCCAACAUGGAUCAGAUAUAA
Molecule: messenger RNA, 840 nt
Organism: Nerophis lumbriciformis (worm pipefish)
Lineage: Eukaryota; Metazoa; Chordata; Actinopteri; Syngnathiformes; Syngnathidae
Source: RefSeq, a predicted model, not a curated record